Messenger RNA from Chara braunii, 4763 nucleotides. The record is from the annotation of a GenBank genome assembly. Lineage: Eukaryota; Viridiplantae; Streptophyta; Charophyceae; Charales; Characeae.
GUAUAUAUAGUCCAGGCACCUGGCAGUUUGAACCUGUCCUUGGAAUCUGGUUUGGACCAGCGGUCCAGAGUCUGGUCAGGCCCACUUGAAGUGACAUGGGGGACUCCUUGGGGGUCUCCCUCAGAUGCAGCAGCCCGCGCUCUGAGCCGAUAUUGUACUCCGUCAACGGUUCGAGUUCGGACAACGGUGUGAGUUCGGGGACCGGAUGGUACUUUGGUGAUGCCGACAUCCCGAAUGGCAUAGUGACUCCUAAUGGAUGCGAUCAUCUUGCUUCGGAGAAUGUUCCGAAUGCCUUGCAUCAAAAUGGAGACCAGGCUGUUUCAAAUGGCUUCGAGGACGCAGUGCGGUUCGUUGAAAAUGUUGGGGCUUCUCAUCGCCACUCGACGAGUUAUCUAUGGCGAGCUGAGGUGAAUGCACGAUCAAGGAGAGAAGGUUGUCAGGUUAACACAACAAAGAAGAAACAAUUCGACAGCGAACUCGCUUCGGAGAAUGUUCUGAAUGCCUCGUGUCAAAAUGCAGACCAGGGUGUUUCAAAUGGCUUCAAUGAUGCGGUGCAGUCGGUCGAAAACGGUGGGCCCCUAACUCGAGCUGAGGUAAAUGCAGGAUCGAGGAGAGAAGGUUGUCCGGGUAACACAACAGGUUGUCCGGGUAACACAACAGGUUGUCCGGGUAACACAACAAAAAAGAAACAAUUCGACAGCGAACUCGCUUCGGAGAAUGCUCUGAAUGCCUCGCGUCAAAAUGCAGACCAGAGUGUUUCAAAUGGCUUCAAUGAUGCAGCGCAGUCGGUCGAAAACGGUGGGCCCCUAACUCGAGCUGAGGUGAAUGCAGGAUCAAGGAGAGAAGGCUGUCCGGGUAACACAACAGAGAAGAAACAAUUCAACAGCGAACUCGCUUCGGAGAGCUUUGUGAAUGCCGCGCGUCAAAAUGCAGACCAGGGUGUUUCAAAUGGCUUCAAUGAUGCGGCGCAGUUGGUUGAAAAUGGYGGGCCUUCUCAUCRGCAUUCGGCGAGUCAUGCAUGGCGAGUUGAGGUGCGUGGAGGAUCAAGGAGAGAGGGUUGUGAGGGUAACACAACAAAGACGAAUGGGAAGAGUCGUUCAGAACAAUCUGGCACUGAAUAUGGCGAUGAUGCGUAUGAAGGUGAUGACACUGGCGUUGGCGGGGGUCAUCAUGGUGAUGACAAUCAUCGUGCUUGUAAUGAUGAGGUGCCAAGCUGUAUGGAGGGAUGUGUUACCACCUUGCUUCAGGGACUGGGAGAAGACGUGGAGAGAGAGGGCCUGCUGAGAACUCCAUUUCGUGUUGCGAAAGCACUUCAGUUUUUCACCGAAGGGUAUGGACAGACAGCAAAGGAUGUCAUUGGGACAGCAUUGUUCCGUGAGGAAGUGGCAGUGUCGGCAGAAGGGGAUAGUUGUCACGGGUGUGCAGGAGUUGUUGUUGUCCGGGACAUCGACCUAUCCUCUAUUUGUAUUGGCUGUCUUUCGCCACUCAGAAUCACUGACAGAUGUCAUCAUUGUCAUGUUGGUUAUGUGCCUUCUAAGCACCAAAUAGUAGGUCUCAGCAAGCUUCCACGGAUAGGCGAAAUGUGUGCAAGGCGCUUGCAGAGCCCAUGGCGAAUGGCCGAUAACCUGGCCGAAAGUGUGCAUGGUGUGGUUCCCAGCCAUGGAGUUGGAGUGGUCGUAGAAACCUGGCACCUUCGCAGCCCAGGCUCCUUACUCUCUUUGUCCUCUUCCCAGAGGCGCCUGCAGAAACAUGUUCUCGAUGUGCAUGGGGAUGCAAGCGGAGCCCUGAUGUUGGAUGAGGCAGGUAGCUGCGAGCCCGGGAUCUGGGUGCACCAUGUUCAGGGUGCUGCAAGGGGCAUUCUUCAGCACAAUCAAGGGCAUUGGGACGAGUUUCUUGCUUCGCUUCAAAUGGACAACUUCAGGGAGUUGGUGCCUGUGAGAAGCGACUCAUGGUUGCAAAAGGAACGGCGGUCAAUCGACUCAUGUGACURCUGGUGYCGUCUGGGGUGCAAACCUGAUUUUGAAGUCGAAGGUUCCCAUCYGCGGGAGGUUGCAGGUGAAAGAAGACUGGAUUUGGUUGGAGAUUGUGMCYGGGAGGAUGCAUCUGCAACUUCAGYGGAACCYCGAGCAGACUCAGUGCCGACUAUGCUGUCGGCAGUAGAAUCGCUCUUGUAUAUAGCAUUGAAGGGGAACUUGCCGUGGAACACGAUAAAAAGAACUGCAAUCCGAUACGUUCAAUGGUUGUUAUGGUCUACCCGUGAGGGGUUGCAAGACGAAGUUGAAGUCAGUUCGUGGAAAUCGUUGGGUCCUCUGGUGGACAGUGGUGUCAAUGGUGCUGCAACUGUGACAUCUGGAAACCAUAAUGGAUGGUUGAAUAAGAAUAAUGUGGAUUCAAGUGUGGGUGCUGGAAUCGGAAACUGUACGAGACGGCCAUUUAAUGGGAAACCGGAGUUCACUUCACAUGCGACGAGUUCUCCUCGAUGCAAGGAGAAGGGAUCAAAUGAUGUGGCGGCAAGUUUUUCAGAGAUUGCCCCUGUUCCUCCUGUUCCUCCUCACACCAUGGCAUCGGAGUUGUGCUUGCCUUUUUCUUCSUUAUGCGAGCACCACCUGUUGCCAUUCUAUGGUCAGGUACACGWGGCAUACGUCUUCAGGUCAUCCUCRUCAUCAUUGCUAAGACAAGGAUCAGGUUGGGAGCAAGAGGAGCAGGUAGGUGUUGUGGACAGACGUUUUCUGAAACAGAUUGUCAGUGCAUAUAGCAGACGCCUGCAAGUCCAGGAAAGACUGGGACGGCAGGUAGCACGGAGGCUUGUGUCGUUAUUUGAUCUCUUAGGGGUCAUGGUUGUCCUGGAGGCCAACCACUUGUGCAUGAUGGCCCGYGGAGUGAAGCAGCUGCGAACUUGCGAAGUGCCGGUAGGUGUGAACAGCGGUGGGCGACUGGGCUACUCAGAUAUGAAGAUCAUGGCGAUGGGUGCGGCAGCUUCGUGUAUUUUGGCUUUGGCGAUUGCUUUGCUACUCGGAGAACCUGCAGUGAAGGGUCAAGACACCUCCGCUGGUGUGGCGGGAACCUUACCCCCCUUAAACAGCUCGAGCCUCGAUAUGUCGAGUUUCAUCGACGGCGCCGAGAAGCGCGUCCGCUACCUAGCAAAUUGUGCGCAGGAGAACGAUGAAAAAGCCUGCGUCACUUUGCAGGAUUGCUAUUUUAACACUACACGGCGGGGCAGGCUGGCGUGCUCCUACACUGGAUCGACGACAUCGUUCGAGUGUGUCGGGAACUUUAAGACAAAUACAAAGAAUUGUCUGCCAGGCGGCGUGCUGAACACAAGUAAUCCUGGUCGACCUUGUGCAGAACUGCUCACCUCGUUUGCGGAGCCAUUCAUCAGGUUUCCGAUCCUGGAGGAUCUCCAGUACUACGAGCACGUAAACCAGACUAUAUUUCAGCACACCUGCAUCCAGGGGCCGCUGUCAGUUGCAUUCCGUCAGCAACUGACCAAACACGAUUUCCUCCUCACCGGUCAGAUGUAUUACGGAACCAUGGCCGGCACUUUCUCCAUCUUCCCAGGAAAGCAAGCUCCAGGAACAUACCCAUACAAUUGUGAGGAGUAUGAUCCACGCCAACGGCCUUGGUUUACAGAGGCGAUUUCCCCGCGAAAGAAUGUUGCCAUCCUCGUCGACUUGAGGAAGGCUAUGGAUGACCCGAUUGGUCCAUUGAUGGCUGGCCUAACCAGGCUAAAGGUGGUGCAGGCGACACUUCGAAAACUCAUGAAGACUUUCGGGGAAGGAGAUGGAGUGUCUAUAACGACAUAUCCACCUAGCAACUUCAGCACUGACCCGGAAACGGUUCAACAAAUCGAUCAACCCACACGCUUGGAGCAUUUUGGAAAGUCUGUGGAGGCCAUGGCAACAGUAACAAACGUUCUAGCUCCGGACCUUUCAGAGGGGAUGUCAGCUGCACUGCAAAGUCUGAGCCUCAUGCGACAGGGUGCAAGCGAGAAUCCGGUGGAGGUUCUUCUCGUCUUCACCUUCGGCAAGGUGGGUGUGGAAAACGCUAUCCAAGUCAUCAAGGGUUACAAUAGUACUGCGCCACAGACCCCGGCACCCCCCGCGGUUUUCCUGUAUGGUGUUGCCAUACAGGAGCCAGUGGCCUUCCAGAACCUGUCCGACAUCGCCUACAACGUUGGGGGCUUGGCAAAAAACGUUGGAACUGGAGAUUAUCUCCUGGGCAUCUACUCCUACUUCAACUAUCUGUCCAGGUUCUAUGCAUAUGCGAAUGGGACGGUGGCCCGCUGGGCCAGGCGUUAUGCGGACGCAUUCGAUAUGGGGAACAUAACGACGUUGGUGAUGCCAGGCCAUAUUAGGCGCACGACCUGGGUAGAGAGGUGUGCGCCGGAAGGCUAUACGGCAUGGGAUGCCGUGGUGACGGCGGAAUGUAUGAUUGGUGAUGAAAGCAUGCUGAUGUGGCAUUUGGCUGAGGUGGCACUGCAUUGCGUUCUCACCUCCGCGCAAUCAGAAGAGCGGCGAAGCCGCCAAAGAGGGAACGUUAGCUUUCAUUUGGCAGAGAGCAAGGAGCCAAUCAGGGCUCUUUUCAACGACUUCUCGAAAACGACAUUUCCCGAAAAUGAUUUGCUGUCCAAUCCACAAGGCUCGGAGCGGCGAGCCAAUCAAGGCUCUUUUCAAUAAUUUCUUGAAAAUGAUAUUUUCCGAAAAUAAUUAGCUGUCCAGUUCACAAGACUCCGAGCAGCGAGCCAAUCAAGGCCCUUUUCAAUA